Molecule: messenger RNA, 204 nt
Organism: Penicillium concentricum
Lineage: Eukaryota; Fungi; Ascomycota; Eurotiomycetes; Eurotiales; Aspergillaceae
Exons: 1
Coding region: 1-204 (67 amino acids)
Source: RefSeq, a predicted model, not a curated record
AUGAAGUUCAUCUCCGCCUCAAUCGCCCUUGUUCUCUCUCUUGCUAUGCUUGCAGCGGCUUCGCCUGUUGAGCUAGACAAGAGGGCAUGCACCGUGAAGAAAUGCGCCGCUGCAGACCCGGGAAAGUGCUGCCCCGAUAAAUAUGGAUUCUGCAAUACCGAUACCAAGGAAUGCCAUUGUGGAAAGGAUUGCUUUAAGUCUUAA